GGCCCGCGCGACAGCGGCGGCAGCGGCGGCGGCGGCGGCCGCUGGGACUAGGCGAAGGCGGCGACGACGACGGAGGCGCGGGGCGCUUGGGCUGAUGGCAGCGGCCGGGCCCGGGGCGGCGCUGUCCCCGGGGCGGUGCGACAGCGACCCGGCCUCCCCCGGAGCGCAGUCCCCAAAGGAUGAUAAUGAAGAUAACUCAAAUGAUGGGACCCAUCCAUGUAAAAGGAGGCGAAUGGGCUCAGGAGACAGCUCAAGAAGUUGUGAGACUUCAAGUCAAGAUCUUAGCUUCAGUUACUACCCAGCAGAAAACUUAAUCGAAUACAAAUGGCCACCUGAUGAAACAGGAGAAUACUAUAUGCUUCAGGAGCAAGUCAGUGAAUAUCUGGGUGUGACCUCCUUCAAGCGGAAAUAUCCAGAUUUAGAGCGACGAGAUUUAUCUCACAAGGAGAAACUAUACCUGAGAGAAUUAAACGUCAUCACGGAAACACAGUGCACACUGGGUUUAACAGCAUUGCGCAGUGAUGAAGUGAUUGACUUAAUGAUAAAAGAAUAUCCAGCUAAACACGCUGAAUAUUCGGUUAUCCUACAAGAAAAGGAACGUCAGAGAAUUACAGAUCAUUAUAAAGAGUAUUCUCAAAUGCAACAACAGAGUACUCAGAAAGUCGAAGCCAGCAAAGUACCUGAGUACAUUAAGAAAGCAGCCAAGAAGGCAGCUGAGUUCAACAGCAACUUAAACCGGGAGCGCAUGGAAGAAAGAAGAGCCUAUUUUGACUUACAGACACAUGUUAUCCAAGUGCCUCAAGGAAAGUACAAAGUGUUGCCGACAGACCGAACGAAGGUCAGUUCCUACCCAGUGGCUCUCAUCCCGGGACAGUUCCAGGAGUAUUAUAAGAGGUACUCACCAGAUGAGCUUCGGUACUUGCCAUUAAACACAGCCCUGUAUGAGCCGCCCCUGGACCCAGAGCUCCCGGCACUAGAUAGUGAUGGAGACUCAGAUGAUGGCGAAGAUGGCGGAGGGGAUGAGAAGCGGAAGAAUAAAGGCACUUCGGACAGCUCCUCAGGCAAUGUGUCUGAAGGAGACAGCCCCCCUGACAGCCAGGAGGACACCUUCCACGGAAGACAGAAAUCAAAAGACAAAAUGGCCACUCCAAGAAAAGACGGCUCCAAACGUUCUGUACUGUCCAAAUCAGCUCCUGGGUACAAGGUAGAAGAAAAAAGCCCCUGACUCGGCCUCUUUCCUGGCCAGCCUCUCCCUCAUAUCGUUAACUCUGAGCCUGAGGAGCUGAGCUUGCUGUGCUCCGCCAUCCUGUCCUGUGCACCUGUCCACUGCUUUCUUUCUCUGGUGGCUUUCUUGUCACUUUUGGUCAUGGUAUAGCUUCUAUUUCCUGUAUAUAAACAAUUAAUGGGUCUUUGUCCCUUUAAGUAAUAACCAGACAAGUAGGAGGUUUUAAAACAUUCUUUCAAGGCAGAACUUUUUUUUUUUGAGUGCAGGGCAUACUUGUCUAGCAUUUUGAAUAUCUGAACAGUUGGUGAAGCUUAACUUGGCGAGAUGUGAAGUAGGGAUGGAUUUACCACCACAUGAGGUGGUAUUUUUGUAGUGCCUUUCAUUGAAAAUAUUCAGGCUUAUUCUAAGGAUUGUUGAAUCCAAUUGCCAAAUUUUGCCAGGUUUCGAAUAGAAAAUAGGAAUAGCUGUUAACUUACAUCAUUGUUUUUGUAUAACCUUUGGCAGAUAGCUGGUAUACCAUUCUGUAACAAGGACUAAAACCUAGUUUGUGGAUCUGAUUAUUCUUAGAGUAAGGGCGUAGAUUAUCAGAAACAAUUAGUAUUUUUCACAUUUGUUUUCUGUCUGCCUCUCCCCUUGAGAAGUAGGAUGAGAGGUGAGCAGCUGUCAUGGUGCAAGGGGAUGUAGGAGGAUCAUAGAAUGAAUGACAUAGUGCUCAGCUUUGUGACGUGGAUGGUCAAAGUACAGCAUGCACUCCAGGUCUUGGCUGUAUUAGAAUAUGCACCUGGUUCCUAUAUGGAGAUGUACUAAAGGAAGGUUGUAAGUAAGAGUCUCGCUGGGUGAGUUGUUAAACACCUGUGUGUUAGUUAGCAUUGCAACAAAGGCGCAUUGCAGGGAAAGAACAAACAAAGUGAGCUGUGAGUCACUGCCUGUCAGCCUCACUGGAACAUGCUUUUGUGGUGUAGCAACACAAUCGAUGGCUCACUCAGCAAGGACUCAUUCCGAGGACAGCUUCAGUAGGCUGCUGUGUGAUUUUGUAUUUUUUUAAAACGUGUAUACCUUAUAUAUGCUUUUUAAACUAAAGAUUUCAGUCACUGCUUAAUAACUGAAACCAAAAAAACUCCAAAGAUUAUAUUUCAGAGGCAGCCUGCAGGAGCCAACAUGUGUCACUGUCUUAGAGGUGCCAGUGGGAGUGACAGCUGUCGGGCUGAGGAGGCAUUUAAACAAGGAGCCUGUUUCAUCAUGCAUUAUAAAUAGAGAAUAUUGAAAGAGACAUAUAGUACAGGUUAGAACUGAAGAACUAUCCAUAUUAUCACUCAUCUAGUGAGUAAAUCAUAUAGAUUAAUCUUAGUUACUAGUACUCAAGGGAGCCUCAUAUGCAAAAUAAACAUUUUAUAAUCUGUAAACAUUUUUAGUAACUAAAAAUGUUUCAGGUAUUUCAAAGAUAGGAACAGCCAAUAUAUAGAUAGUAUAUAUUAAUGUGAACAAAAUUAUUGAAAGUUAACCUCUGUAUAGAAAGUAUUAAUGAGCCAAGAUGUGCCUAACUAUUUGGGUACUUCAAGCUGACACUCACACACUUUAGAAUAUGGGAAUUAAGCAUAAUGUAUGUGAUGUAAUAGGAUGACUGGUGCUUACCCUCAACUUGUAGGACGGUAUUGCUUGGGUUACAUUAACCUGAAAUUAAAGAGUAACUGUUAGGUUCAGGCCUACAUACAUAAUUAAUAUCUAUACUAUGUUAGUGCUACCACAAAAGUUUCAACUUAUUGUGCUAUUUUUUCAACAAGAAAAGUAAGUAUACACGAGCCUUUUAUUUGAGAUGCUGAGGGCUGUUGACUGAAGAAAACUAAAAGGCUGUGGCAGUGUGUGAAGGCGAUCAGAGGGUCCUAGUGAGGCACAGGGCAGUCCUCCCCCUCCCUCAGUGCUGGUCUUCACUUUGUCUGUGAGGCCCUGGAUGCAGGGUGUGGCCUCUUAGAGCUGGGAUGCUGCAGGAACAGUGUGCUUUUGUGUGUUGAACUGUAGCAUCUCUACAAAGGGCCACAGUGGCCUCUCUCCCACUUCUCCUGCUGCCCUCCCACCUAUCACCUUUCUUCUUUCUUCCCCAUCCCGCUUCCCUCUCCCAUCCUCCAGUAUUUUUCUUUUCAACAAGAUGGAGAUCAUUGGGUAAGAAAAACGUGAAGUGGUUAUCAGGGCAUUGUGUGAUUUUAAAGGUGAACCCCGAAGUUGCUAGUGUCUCCUUUUAUUAUAGGCAUUAUGUAUACUUUAGUGAUUAUAGAACUUGAAUUGCUCUAGAAUGUGAAUUAGUUUGUGUUUUAUUUCUUUUGAGUUGCUUUGUAAAGAGUCAAUGAGGAAUUCUCUUUUCAAAAUUUAAUAUUGUGUGGUUUCUUCCCUGACUUUAGUAAAAGAUAUUAGAGGACUUACUCUGCUAGUAUCUAACUUAAAGUGUAAGUUUAUCUUUUACAUAUAGUACAGGUUAUUGAAAUUUCUGCUGCAGAUCACAGCAGUUAAGGCUCAAUCUUAGAAGUGAAUUUCCUAGCGUUUUUUUUCCACUGAUGUCCAGGACACAGUUAGAGCAUGUGCUUAGGAUGCAGAUGCAGCAGGAAGAGCAGAGUGACUAACUGCUAUCUGGGAGAGCAGGGUAUAAACGAGAGGAGGUGGAGAGUAGUCAAUGGGACAUUCUAUAUGUUUGUUUAACUCCAUAUUUAUUAUUUUGUAGAGACCUUUGUGAUUGUUUAGUUAUUGUUUUUUUAUCAUAUUUAUGUAUAAGGUUGACUUUUUCAAAAAUAAAUAAGCCAAAAUUGUUUUUGAA
This is a messenger RNA of Mus musculus (house mouse), 4028 nucleotides long. It is a transcript of the gene Phf10, whose product is annotated as PHD finger protein 10. NCBI's taxonomy places the organism in Eukaryota, Metazoa, Chordata, Mammalia, Rodentia, Muridae. The record is from RefSeq and is marked validated. Gene Ontology annotation, cellular component: npBAF complex; nucleus. The transcript is spliced from 9 exons. The coding region runs from base 95 to 1225 and encodes 376 amino acids. Gene Ontology annotation, biological process: animal gross anatomical part developmental process.